UUUCAGCUUAUAAAAGAGUGUAACAUACUGAAGCAUGAUUGCAAGUGCGAUCACCCCUUUUUCUUCCUGGUUCUUGAACCGAGUAAGAAAAAGAAGAAGAGGAAGAGAUGACAAAGACAGAGGGAGGAGGAGGGAGCCAACUCAAGAGAGGCUUGUGGACUGUGGAGGAGGACAAGAUCCUGAUGGACUAUGUAACAGAACAUGGAAGAGGACAGUGGAAUUCCAUAGCUAGGAGGACAGGCUUGAGAAGAUGUGGCAAGAGUUGCAGGUUGAGGUGGAUGAAUUACCUGAGCCCAGACAUCAAACGAGAUCACUUUACUGAGGAAGAAGAAGACCUCAUUGUUAGACUCCAUAAUUUGUUGGGCAACAGGUGGUCUUUGAUUGCGAAACGGGUGCCUGGUCGAACGGAUAAUCAAGUGAAGAACUACUGGAACACUUAUUUGAGCAAAAAGCUGGGCAUCAAAAAGCAAAUUUGUCAAGUCGAGAGAACAAAAUCUAGGAUCUUGCAUAUUUCUGAGAGUUCAACACAUAAGGAUUCUAUUUCAUCUUGUGCUGGCAACAGCAGGUCUUCGGAAAUGAAUGUGGACAAGAGUCCGGAAUCCCAAGAGAUGUUGGACCUGCCGGAGUUGACAAGCAGAGAAGAGUAUUCCACCCCCUCUUUCUGGGAUUUUGAAUCCGAUUUAGAGAUGAAUCUUAGCAUGAUGGAGUUUCUGGAUGGACAUUCUCUCCCUUCCUAUUAGCAUCAUCCAAGGGUAUUUUCUUAUUAGUCUAUCUGUUGAAUUUGGAGCAUGGAGCUGCUCCAAUAACCAAAUAGAUGAUUGUUCUCCUGGAAAAAUGUUGAAGCUUGCAUCGGAAGACUGAAAUCAUCAUGUGUAAGUGCAAAUUAUUUCUAAUCUUGGUUUCUUUAUCAACGGGCUGUCUUUACGCCAGUUUUAUCAAAUAAACAAUUAUAAGAAUCUUGUAUCA
Messenger RNA from Eucalyptus grandis, 966 nucleotides. Its product is annotated as transcription factor MYB23. The transcript has 3 exons. Lineage: Eukaryota; Viridiplantae; Streptophyta; Magnoliopsida; Myrtales; Myrtaceae. The record is from RefSeq and is a predicted model, not a curated record. Bases 108 to 740 code for a protein of 210 amino acids.